This is a messenger RNA of Entrophospora candida, 759 nucleotides long. The record is from the annotation of a GenBank genome assembly. NCBI's taxonomy places the organism in Eukaryota, Fungi, Glomeromycota, Glomeromycetes, Entrophosporales, Entrophosporaceae.
AUGUUUGUAUCAUUUUACGGCCUAGAUUUUUGCAAUAGGCGUGAGUUAAGCAACAAUAACAGUAAUGCUAAUUAUAAUACAAAAUAUCAAAUAACUGAACAGGAAUUGAGUAUAAUUCUUACAAGAGUAUUCGAAAAGAUUGGUCAAACCAACUCAUCUAAAGAAGGCAUUCAAGAAUUAUACACUUUUUUGUUAGAAUAUCCUGAAUAUGGCUUAAAAGUUGAUGCAUUUAUUGCAAGUGCAGGAACAUUUUUUCAUAAAUACAUACAAAAUGCUUUGGCAGAAAUUGCAACGUGUGAAAUGCGAGCUCAUGGAUUGUUGCCAAAAGAAGCCAUCAUCAACAAAAAUAAUAAACUAACCACUACCACUAUGCCAAUACAAAAUGACAAAUCAUUUGAAACUAAUUCAAAUCAUUUUCCAUAUCAUAAUAAUUGCGAAGAAUUACCAAAUUCUGCUUUGUCAAGGUCUACAAUGUCUACACCGGAAUUUAAUUUAUCAGGUAACUUCAGAGAAAAGAUUGCCAGAGAAACCUUUGAACAAACUAGGUCACGUCUUCAUAACAUCUUUCAAUAUGAAAAGUAUAAGAGUGGAUUAAAAAGAUCAAGUCUACCGAGUUUACGUGAACAUAAAAAUAAUAGCGAGAGAUUAGAAUUUGCUAAAAAUAUUAUUGUAUCUCGAAAACAUAAUCGUACAUCUACCUGGGCUAAUGCCUCUUCUCUAUUAUCAUCAACUGAUUUUUUUAUCACUUAUAAAGUAUAA